This is a messenger RNA of Gallus gallus (chicken), 1119 nucleotides long. It is a transcript of the gene BGV, whose product is annotated as V-region-like B-G antigen. NCBI's taxonomy places the organism in Eukaryota, Metazoa, Chordata, Aves, Galliformes, Phasianidae. The record is from RefSeq and is marked validated.
AUGCGCUUCACAUCGGGCUGCAACCACCCCAGUUUCACCCUCCCCUGGAGGACCCUCCUGCCUUAUCUCGUGGCUCUGCACCUCCUCGAGCUGGGAUCAGCCCAGCUCAGGGUGGUGGCACCGAGCCUCCGUGUCACUGCCAUCGUGGGACAGGAUGUCGUGCUGCGCUGCCACUUGUGCCCUUGCAAGGAUGCUUGGAGAUUGGACAUCAGAUGGAUCCUGCAGCGGUCCUCUGGUUUUGUGCACCACUACCAAAAUGGAGAGGACCUGGAGCAAAUGCAGGAAUAUAAAGGGAGGACAGAACUGCUCAGGGAUGGUCUCUAUGAUGGAAACCUGGAUUUGCGCAUCACUGCUGUGAGCACCUCCGAUAGUGGCUCAUACAGCUGUGCUGUGCAGGAUGGUGAUGGCUAUGCAGACGCUGUGGUGGACCUGGAGGUGUCAGAUCCCUUUUCCCAGAUCGUCCAUCCCUGGAAGGUGGCUCUGGCUGUGGUCGUCACAAUUCUCGUUGGGUCAUUUGUCAUCAUUGUUUUUCUCUGUAGGAAGAAAGCGGCACAGAGCAGAGAGCUGAAGAGAAAAGAUGCAGCGUUGGCGGAACUAGAUGAGAUAUCGGGUUUAAGUGCUGAAAAUCUGAAGAAAUUAGCUUCAAAACUGAACGAAAAUGCUGACGAAGUGGAGGAUUGCAAUUCAGAGCUGAAGAAAGACUGUGAAGAGAUGGGUUCUGGCGUUGCAGAUCUGAAGGAACUGGCUGCAAAAUUGGAGGAAUAUAUUGCAGUGAAUCGGAGAAGGAAUGUAAAGUUGAAUAAUAUAGCUGCCAAACUGGCACAACAAACUAAAGAAUUGGAGAAACAGCAUUCACAGUUCCACAGACACUUUCAGCGUAUGGAUUUAAGUGCUGUAAACCAGAAGAAACUGGUUACAAAACUGGAGGAACACUUUGAAUGGAUGGAGAGAAGGAAUGUAAAUUUGGAGAUACCAGCUGUAAUACUGGGGCAACAAGCUAAAGAAUCAGAGAAACAGAAAUCGGAGCUGAAGGAGCGCCAUGAGGAGAUGGCAGAACAAACUGAAGCAGUGGUGGUAGAUACUGAAGAAGCGGAAAAACCAUCUGAAGACUUGGAUUGA